GUCUGGCAGGAGGAUAGCACUGUCCUGAGAUUAGGGGAUUGAGCAAAAAGCUGGCAUGCAGAAUGCGGGUUUUUAUAUAAUAGCUUUAGCAAAUAUCCUUUAGGACCCAGUGGAAAUGUUUGGGGAGGCAAACUUCGUGAAUAAUGGCCAAUCAUUAAGCGGUGAUGAGGGAAAAUCUUUGAGUGAGAAGCGCCUAAAAGCCUGUAGAAAAUGUAACAUCGGGAAAGCAGCAUUUCUACCACCGAUGACCGACAAACACGCGACGCCAGAAUUAGAGUUGAUUCAAUGUUCAAACCCGGAGGGACUUUUACUACAGGAGGUUACUGGAGUGCAGAGUGCCCGAUUCCUAUUUCCAGCAACAUGCCUUAUUUUGCAAAACUCUUUUUAUUAAUCUUUUGCUUAGUUCUUCUUGUGGAGAGCAGAAAGCACAGGAGGAGGAGAUGGACAAGCCAGCUGGAGGUGCAGAGGGCAAGUCACAUCUAUAAGAAGAAUCAUGACGUGACCAAAAACAGGAAAGGAAAGACGGAGCAUCUUCUCAGGGUUGAUGACCAUGACUUCACCAUGCGGCCAGCUUUUGGAGGCCCUGCAAUUCCUGUUGGGGUGGAUGUGCAAGUUGAAAGCUUGGACAGUAUUUCUGAGGUUGACAUGGAUUUCACUAUGACUCUUUACUUAAGGCACUACUGGAAGGAUGAGCGUCUCUCAUUUCCCAGCACCAACAACAAGAGCAUGACCUUUGAUGGCAGGCUGGUGAAGAAAAUAUGGGUCCCCGAUGUCUUCUUUGUGCACUCCAAAAGAUCCUUCAUUCAUGACACCACUACGGACAACAUCAUGCUGCGAGUGUUCCCCGACGGUCAUGUCCUCUACAGCAUGAGGAUCACAGUGACAGCAAUGUGCAACAUGGACUUCAGCCACUUCCCCCUGGACUCUCAGACGUGUUCUCUGGAGCUGGAAAGCUAUGCUUACACUGAUGAAGAUCUAAUGCUAUAUUGGAAAAAUGGGAAUGAAUCUCUGAAAACUGAUGACAAGAUUUCUUUAUCUCAGUUUUUGAUACAAAAAUUCCACACUACAUCAAGGCUAGCUUUCUACAGCAGCACAGGUUGGUACAAUCGCCUUUAUAUAAACUUCACUUUACACCGACACAUCUUCUUCUUCUUGCUCCAAACCUACUUCCCUGCCACCCUCAUGGUCAUGUUGUCCUGGGUGUCCUUCUGGAUUGAUCACCGAGCAGUUCCUGCCAGAGUCUCUUUGGGGAUAACCACUGUGCUGACCAUGUCUACAAUCAUCACUGGUGUGAAUGCCUCUAUGCCUCGUGUUUCCUACAUCAAAGCAGUGGACAUUUACCUGUGGGUCAGUUUUGUGUUUGUCUUCCUCUCGGUGCUGGAAUACGCAGCAGUGAAUUACCUGACUACGGUGCAAGAGCGGAAGGAGGGGAAGCUCCGGGAGAAGUUUCCCUGUACGUGUGGAAUACCUCAUUCGAAAACUAUAAUGCUGGAUGGAAACUACAGUGAAUCUGAUGCCAACAGCCUGGCAGGAUAUACAAUAAACCAGAUGGUCCCAGAGGAAGAAAAACAAGAAAAGAUGGUUGUACACUUAGCUGUGAGCAAUGAAUCUAAUUCAUCAAAGAAGAGAGGCCUGAAGGGCCACAUGGGCUUGCGCAUCAUCCAGAACACUCAUGCAAUUGAUAAAUACUCAAGACUAAUAUUUCCAGGCACCUACAUCUUUUUUAACUUGAUAUAUUGGUCUGUGUUUAGCUAAGCCUGCUGGCACAGCAAUGACCGAAGCAGAAGACAUUUACAAAACUCUUUUCUUUUUGUUCUUUUUCAGUCUACUCUGGAUGCAAAGCCAGAAAAUUGACUAUUAUAUUGCCUCUUUGGAAAGUAAAGAUGAGGACACAUCCUCCAGUGGGCAACUCCAUGUGCAGGCAUGAUGGAGGAACCUGCUCUGCAGGUUCUUUCCAACCCACACUCCAGCUCCUGUUUGCUUGAUAACAUGUUGUUUCUCAUACUUGAAAACGUGUGCUCACCAUUCACCCCAAAGCUGUUACAUGUUCAUUUGGGGCUCGUCAUGCUGGUGGUGCCUGCUGUGCAAUGGACAACCAAAGACAAUGGUCAUAUAGGCUGUCAGGGAUCAGACAAAUGCAAUUUACAAGGAAAAGUUAGGACAGUGCAUCUCCUGUAAAGGAACUGAAUGGGGCCUUUCCUUUUCAAAUCUCUGCUUUUGGGUAAAUCCUUUUAUUUCUAUUUGGCGUAUGACUAUCAUAUUUCUUUCCAUUGGUUUUUAAAGAAGGCCUCCUUUUAGUACCCAAAUUCAUCUUUCUCUGGAUAGGACCUUCAUUGAAACCAUUAAGGCAGUUGACUGGCCAGGAUCAACAGGGCUGGUUAUGGAGUGCAGGUGGUGUAUCUGAAUCAGUGGCCUUUUUUCUCCAGAUUAGAAGUAACAAGUGAUGAUGAAGCAGAGCAAAGAAGCCCACAGACUUACAGAACAUGCCUCUCAAGGUACAGGGGUAAUGAAAACAGGGAGGUUCAGGUAUGUGUUCCCCGCAUAACCUGAGCACAGCAUAUGAUAUGAUGUGCUUCCCCUCUAAAAUGAGAAGUUACCAUGUAGCAGGUACAGUCAGCACACGGUGAAUGGGUAGCAUCCCUGAGACCAUCACUUUCUCUCUCCAGAAGCAGAUAACAGUGUUGAGGACAGCACUGGUGGCUUUCAAGGAUUUUCCUCAUCCCUGUGAAGAAAAUGUAGCCACAGAGAAACUCUAUACAAAUGUCCCUAUCCCAGUCAACACAUUGUCCUACUGUUCAGGCAUUUUGGAUUAAGAGGGAGAGAUGUCUGCCAGAACCUCUCUCUGCAGAAACAUAGGCAUGUCGGAGAUUAAAUAGCCAAGAGUAAUGUGGGAUUCAACAAGACUCUGUCUGAACUCUGGCUGCAAGGUUGGUGUAAGUCAUUGGAAGCUAAUGGAGAGCAUUGUAACAAACUUCUGUGUCUGGCAUUUAAUUUUUCAUCCCAUGAUCUCGCCCUGUCCUUUGCUAACAAUGCUGAUGUCAAAGCCCAAAUAUAGAAACAUGAUAGCAACAAGACAGCAAUGUCCAGGUUUGUGUGCUCCUUAUUUUUAGAAAACACCAUGAAUUUCUGGCUCUGGUGGAGAUUAUGUUCAUCAAAACCUCUGGUUAUGAAGUCAAAUCGCAGCCUGAAGUAUGAAGACCCAGAACAGGGUUGACUCAAUGACAAGAUUACGUUAUAUAUCUGACUGGGUUUGGGCCACAAAGAGUCAGAUGAAUUAAUAAAAAGCAAACAAAAGUACUACUCAAACCAAAACUAUUUGUUGACCUGUGAAAUUUUCUGCUUACUGUAGCAGUAAUUCUUACACUCUGAAUCUCAAGAGGUGUAGAAGUUGGCAGAGAAAUGUCAAAUCCAGGCUGUCAACAAUACCCAGGUUUUCCCUUGUGCCUCAAAUUUUGUUGCCUAAGUCACAUUCAUGGCUGCAUUGAUUUACAGCCAUGUUAACAACUGACAUGAAUGGAGUUCUGUCUGGUUAUAAAAGUAAGAAAAUACAGCCCAGAAAUCACUGGGAAGAAGAGGAUCCACAGAAGGAUGGUAUCUGAAAGGAAGAAUUGCCCUGUUUCCCAGUCUACCACUUCUCUCUUGGGUCACCAGGCCGACACAUUUACCACACACCACUCCUCUUGGAGCUGAAAUCUGGAUACUUCUUACAUCAACAGGUGUUAUAUUAAAUAAAUAGCACACUCAUUUUUUUUAAGAGAAUAAAGUCUUGACAUAACAGUGUGCAUUUGUCAACAUAUGUGUGCAUUUUUUAGCCAUGGUGAAAGCAGAACAGAGCAGCGAGGGGAUUUUUGCUGGGGGAAGGCAGGAGAACUGCACCAUGAAGUCACCAGUCUCAGAUGUGAGAAACUCGGUUUGCCUGUACCCAGUGACCCCAUUUUUGCCCUUCUUUCUGCAUUAUCCAUGGCACAUGCCCUUUAACCUCUCAAUCCUUCAUCUCCGUCAUCUGGAAAAUGGGGAGCAAUGAUAUUUACCUACCUACCUCAUGAGGUGACGAGAGGCUUAACUUGCUUAACUAGCACAUGUGUGGGGCACAGUAAUGAUUUCUGAGCAGGUCACCCCAUUCCAGUGGGAAUCCAAAGGUUGCUGAUUUAAUUAUCACUGAGCUCUUCAAAUUAAAAUCUUCCUCUGAAUCAGUCCAGCUGGAAGAAUGUGGGUAUCUCCUCUGCCUUACAGUGAUAUUAAAACCAGAGAUAAUGUUGCCCAACAGCCAAAAAGUGAGCACUGUCAAUGAAUAAUGCCUCCUUGCAUACAAUAAAAAAAGAAGUCCUUGUGCUUUACUUUGCCAUUUGUUUUAAUUACUUCUGUUCACUUAGAAGUUAUGUGGUAAAAAGACAGUCCUUUAGAUCUUAUCACCUCUGUACUAGCACUGCCUGUGGUUUAAAUGCUAGCUAAUAAACACCCUCUGCAGAGGCUACCUUAAUGUUAUUUUAUAGACAUCUAUACGUAACUGAUCGAGACUAAUGUCUGUUUCUUCUAGACACAAUUACACAGCCUAUAAAACCAUCAAGGAGGAUUAUUUUCCAUUAAAGGAAAAAAAAAACACCUCUGUCUUAGGCACCACUUACACUUACUAUCCAUUAAAACAAUAGAUGAGAAGUACAGAUAGAAAUAAACCCAAGAUAUCUCUAAGACAUUGCAUGAAUUGUGGUUUUCUGCUUAUUAAGAGGAGAGGGCUAGGCAUGAAGCUAGCACAAAUAUUUGAAGUAUGAUCUUGAACAUGGAUUUCACCUUUCAUCUCCUCUGGACUAUGAGAAACUCCAUAAGCACUGUCUAACUUCUAGCUGCAAGAUCCAACCAGUGAUUUGAGAAACAGCGCCUGAAGUGAGGCUCUGAAUACUGGUUAUGGAUACAGCCCAAUUCUGUGAAGCACUGAGCAGCUGGAAAAUAAACCUACCAAAUGACAGAAUUUUCUGUAGUGCACAAGGGAUCUGGGCAAGUGGAGCCCUCUGAUGAACACGUUUUCUCUGAACAACCUGGUCCAAUUGUGAAGAGAGCAAAUGUCAGCCCUGCUCAUUCUGCAUCUGACUUCAUCGUACUUUUGCUUACUUCUAAUCAAAUCAUGACUUUGAAAGAAAGUAACUCUCUCUCUCUCUCUCAUAUAUAUAUAUGUACAUGUAUGUAUAAUGUAUAAUGUAUAAUGCAUUAUGUAUAAUGUAUAUGAAGCUAGACUAUAACAAGGAAAGACACUUGGAUGUGUACCUAUGUUAAAUAGUGUACAUAUUGUGGAAUUGUAAUAUAUUGUAUGUAAAUUACCAUUUAUUAUGCCCAGAAAACUUACUAUGUUGAAUUGAGAAAAGCUCUCAUUGCCAGCUAAGGGACAAGAAAUGAGGUACUAGCAAAUUAUUCCAUAAAUAAAAACUAUGAGUUCUCUAAUAUUUUCCUUCUGGAAAAGGAAGUGUUGAGAAGUUUGCAAGGAAGUCUGAUGCUAAACUGGUUUUGCUGCUCAUUGUAAUCAAACCUGGUAAUAAAAU
Messenger RNA from Cuculus canorus (common cuckoo), 5531 nucleotides. RefSeq names its product gamma-aminobutyric acid receptor subunit rho-2. Gene Ontology annotation, biological process: monoatomic ion transmembrane transport; chemical synaptic transmission; nervous system process. The transcript is spliced from 9 exons. Lineage: Eukaryota; Metazoa; Chordata; Aves; Cuculiformes; Cuculidae. The record is from RefSeq and is a predicted model, not a curated record. Bases 286 to 1755 code for a protein of 489 amino acids. Gene Ontology annotation, molecular function: neurotransmitter receptor activity; GABA-A receptor activity; extracellular ligand-gated monoatomic ion channel activity. Gene Ontology annotation, cellular component: membrane; neuron projection; GABA-A receptor complex.